Molecule: messenger RNA, 843 nt
Organism: Parnassius apollo (apollo)
Lineage: Eukaryota; Metazoa; Arthropoda; Insecta; Lepidoptera; Papilionidae
Source: the annotation of a GenBank genome assembly
AUGCCAGUAUGCGUAGUGAAACUGUGUAAAAAUAAUACUACAAGAAAUAAGAAAGACACUGGGAUCACAUAUCAUCAAUUUCCUGCUGAUCCUGUCAUUUGUGACCGUUGGACUGCUAAAGUACGACUUAGUCGAGAAGAAAGUUGGUGGAACCCAAGAGAACGCAGUGUUAUAUGUUCCAAUCAUUUCAAUGAGAGCGACUUGUACUUUACAAAAGGUGGUUUAAAAAGAUUGUGUAAGGGAGCUGUACCACAGAACGCAUUGUUUUUAUCUUCGACACUACCGGACAACAUUUCUCACAAAAGUACGGAUGCUAGCGUAAAUGCUUCUGAGCGCACUGUUCGAAGAAAAUUGAAAGAAUUAGAUUUCAAGGCUUGUCGCCCCGCCAGGAAGCCCAAGUUAACAGCUGCAAUGAAAGCAAAGCGCCUGAAGUGGGCCAAACAAUGGCAAGACAAAGAUGUGGACUUCUGGAGAUCGGUCUGCUUCAGUGACGAAAGCACAUUCGAAAUUUUACAAAAUAAAGCUCAGUAUGUGCGUCGUCGUCAUGGAGAAAAGUUUCAUCCUGAUUGUGUCGUCCCGACGGUUAAAUAUCCCACCAAAGUGAUGAUUUGGUCAGCCAUCAGCGGCAAGGGCACUGGACGUCUGUACGUCGUCAAAGGAAUAAUGAGGCAAGAUCAGUAUAAAGAAGUACUGGAAAAUCGGUUGAUUCCGCAGCUCAGAGAAUGGUUUCCAAAUGGGGAACCAUUCACUUUCAUGCAAGAUGGAGCUCCCUGCCACACUGCUCGGUCUGUUAAAGCUUUUUUUGGCAGAAAAAAAUAUCCCUCUGUUGGAUUGGCCCGGUAA